AUGGCUGAAAAGUUGAAAGAUAUGGAAGGAUGGAAAAUCCUUAUAACGGAUCAAAAUGGCAAUAUUAUCGAAGAUGGGAAAAGAAGCAGGUCACGUAGAGACCAAAGGAUAGAGAGGAUAGUUAUAGAAAGAUGCUCGGAUGGGUUGCGACUAACUCGUGGGGAUAGUGUUAAAGUACGAAACGCCAAGCCUUCCAAAAAAGCUCCAGAUGCUUUUUUAUUCCGUUUUAUAUCAGAUAUUAAACUAAAUACACUGAACAAUGUGUUAGAGAUAUGGGUUUUUGAGUUUGUGAAAAGAAAUAAAAUAGAUCCAUAUACUUUUUACAGAGAUAUGAACCCAAAAGUUUUAGAAUUGAAUGAGACAUCAGAAUUUUAUUCUAGAAUGUUUGAAGAUGAAGUUGGUCAAGAUGAACUAUUUCUAACUUUGGAGCCCUCGGAGAUAUUAUUAUCAAAUUUUGUCUCUAAAAUAAAUAUAGUUCAAGAUAAAGGCUUAGUGAAAGAUCCAGAGACAGAUCUUGUCUGUAGAUAUUUAUGUGAUGCUAAUUUUAUUAAAUAUGCUACCUUAGACUACAAUAAAGAAACAAUAUGUAUCCAGGAUAUGUCUUUUAAAGCCAUUGAAGAACAUUUCAAGAAUAUUUUAUUUCCUACGGAAUCAAAACAUGAUAAUUCAACUAAACAGAAAUUGUCACCAGCCGAAUCCAAAAAAAUUACAAAGAGAUAUAACAUAGAAUUAUCAAUAUCUUCCUCAUCAGAAUCAGAAUCAGAAUCAGAUGUAGAUAACGAUAUUUCUUCCUCUGAAGAGUUUAAAGAUAAUGAAAGUAACACAAGUAUCGACCAUUUCAGCUCCGAAGAGGAAGACAGUGACGAAGACGAAGAUUCUAUAGAAGAAGAAUCUGAAGAUGGCUCUAUGGAAGAAGCAAUCGACAAUGAAAAACCUUCAAACAUUAUCCGCAAAAGAGGGCGUCCCAAAACUUUAAAUACCAGAUCUAAAUAUAUUAGAAAGACCAAAAAACUAAAAAAGAUUCAAACUGAAUUUUUCAUCAAAAAAUUCACAAAGAAAAACGUAGUUAGAGCUAAAAAGAAAUAUACGCCAUUUUCAAAAAAAUACAAUUCUAUUGAUGAUAUUCCUAAUCUUAAUAGCACACCUGGAUUUUACCAACAAUCCCAAGAAGAUAUUUAUAAUUUAUUGGAAUCUAAGUUAGAAACAAAGAAACAACAUGAAAUUGUUGAAACUAUCUUUUCUAAAGUUAAGAAACAAUUAUAUUCAUCCCAUGGUAAAGAAAUGAUUAUGCAAUCAAAAGAUUUUGAUGAUAUUAUACCUGGUAGAGAAAAUGAAUUUGCAUCGAUAUACUUAAGUGUAUAUAGUGCUAUAGAGUUGGGUUCUGCAACCACUGUCUAUAUUGCUGGAACACCAGGUGUAGGGAAAACUCUAACAGUACGUGAGGUCAUGAGAGAAAUAUCAAAGUCUGCUGUUAAUGAUGAAUUACCUCCCUUUUCAUAUGUAGAAAUCAAUGGGUUAAAGAUGGUAAAACCUACUGAUAGUUACGAGGUGUUAUGGAAACGAAUCUCAGGUGAAAGUCUAACUUGGGGUGCUGCAAUGGAAUCAUUAGAAUUUUAUUUCAAUAAAGUACCACAAGAGAAAAAGAGAACAAUGAUUGUAUUAUUGGAUGAAUUAGAUGCAUUAGUAACUAAAGGUCAAGAUAUCAUGUACAAUUUCUUCAAUUGGACUACGUAUGAAAAUGCUAAAUUAAUUGUAAUCGCUAUAGCAAACACAAUGAAUCUACCAGAACGUCAAUUAGGUAACAAAAUAUCAUCUCGAAUUGGGUUUACAAGAAUUAUGUUUAGUGGUUAUACACAUGAAGAAUUAAAAACUAUUAUUGACUUCAGAUUGAAAGGAUUAAAUAAUUCCUACUUUUAUGUUGACAUCAAAACAGGGAGUGCAUUUUUAGUAACCAAUAAUGAAGAAGAAGACAGUAAUACAAAUAAUGAAGGUAAAGCAGAGAGUAAAAUACCUUCAGGAAUGAAAAGAGUUCAAUUGCGUAUGAGUCAAGACGCCAUUGAAAUUGCAUCAAGAAAAGUUGCUAGUGUGAGUGGUGAUGCAAGAAGAGCUUUAAAGGUUUGUAAAAGAGCUGCUGAAAUUGCAGAACAGUACUAUAUGAACAAACAUGGUUAUGGCUAUGAUAGUACCAAUAGAAAGAAAAAGAAUGAGGAUAAUGAACAAGAUGAUGAUGAUGAUGAAGGAACAAGUGAAGAUACUGAUGAAAUCCAAACCGUCCAUAUUAACCAUGUGAUGAAGGCUUUAAGUGAAACAAUUAAUCCCUACUCUGUUAAGUAUAUUACAGAAUUGUCAUUUACAAGUAAAUUAUUUUUGUUUGCCUUCCUAAAUUUAAUUAAAAAAACAGGUUUACAAGAACAAACAUUGGGUGAUAUAAUUGAUGAAAUCAAAAAUUUAAUUGAGGUAAACGGUAAUAAUAAGCUAAUUAUUAAUUUACAAGAUAUGCUCUUUGAUAGAGGAAUACCUGACCAUUAUGAACAAUUAAGAAUGAUAUCAUGGGAAUAUUUAUUGAAUGAAUUAAUUGAAGCUGGACUAGUAAUCAAACAGACUAUGAGAAAUGAAAGAUUUUCAUGUGUUAAAUUAAAUAUCCCCACUGAGGAUAUCAAAAAUACAUUAUAUCAAGAUGAAACUUUAAAGAAUCUAUAA
Molecule: messenger RNA, 2700 nt
Organism: Arxiozyma heterogenica
Lineage: Eukaryota; Fungi; Ascomycota; Saccharomycetes; Saccharomycetales; Saccharomycetaceae
Gene: ORC1
Product: origin recognition complex subunit 1
Exons: 1
Coding region: 1-2700 (899 amino acids)
Biological process (GO): mitotic DNA replication checkpoint signaling; DNA replication initiation
Cellular component (GO): nuclear origin of replication recognition complex
Molecular function (GO): ATP binding; ATP hydrolysis activity; DNA replication origin binding
Source: RefSeq, a predicted model, not a curated record